Ylistrum balloti is the source of this 684-nucleotide messenger RNA. Its product is annotated as prefoldin subunit 6-like. Gene Ontology annotation, molecular function: protein-folding chaperone binding. Gene Ontology annotation, biological process: chaperone-mediated protein complex assembly; protein folding. Gene Ontology annotation, cellular component: prefoldin complex; cytoplasm. Bases 11 to 388 code for a protein of 125 amino acids. Lineage: Eukaryota; Metazoa; Mollusca; Bivalvia; Pectinida; Pectinidae. The record is from RefSeq and is a predicted model, not a curated record. The transcript is spliced from 4 exons.
CGGUUUCAAGAUGGCAGACAUACAGAAGAAACUCCAAGCUGACAUAGAAAAGUAUCAACAAUUACAGAAAGAUUAUCAGAAGGUUGUAAGUCAAAGACAGCAGCUUGAUGGUCAACUAAAUGAGAAUACUUUAGUGAAAGAGGAAUUUGCGCGUUUAGAAGAGGGAGCCAAUGUUUAUAAGAUGAUUGGUCCUGUCCUUGUUAAGCAGUCAAUACCAGAAGCAAAACAAAAUGUACAGAAACGUAUUGACUACAUAACUGGAGAAUUAAAACGACAUGAAGUUUCUAUUAAAGAUUUUGAGAAAAAACAGGAAACAUGUCGUGAAAGUUUAGCAAAAUAUCAACAGCAACUCCAGCAAGCCCAAGUGAAAGCUGCUGCCCGUAGCUAAGAGACGGGUGUGGAAGGGAAAAUAAAGACACAGAGAGGGUUGUUACAUCAACUCAAAAUCAAAUCUAGUGUAAACAUUUUUAUUUGGAGAAAAGUACAUUGCACCAGACUUUUUAAAAUAUAUUUGAUGGUUAACUGACGGAUACUAGAUCAGUCUAAUAUUGACAGAGUGGAAACAUACUGAUGUCAUUUAAUUUUAUACCAUGCAUCUGUGUUAUCUGGCAAGUAAUGAAAAGAGAUAAGUGACAGUUUGAAAAUCUAGCUAUAAUUUAUAGUAAAAUAAAUAUUGUAUCGACA